This is a messenger RNA of Megalopta genalis, 5144 nucleotides long. It is a transcript of the gene Dcr-2, whose product is annotated as Endoribonuclease Dcr-2. Gene Ontology annotation, biological process: pre-miRNA processing; siRNA processing; apoptotic DNA fragmentation. Gene Ontology annotation, molecular function: RNA binding; protein binding; ribonuclease III activity. Gene Ontology annotation, cellular component: cytoplasm; RISC-loading complex; nucleus. The record is from RefSeq and is a predicted model, not a curated record. NCBI's taxonomy places the organism in Eukaryota, Metazoa, Arthropoda, Insecta, Hymenoptera, Halictidae.
CAUAACAGAAAGACUACUACGCCCCGGUCAAUAAGAGUUGUGUGUGUGAUAACCGUCACCAUUUCUACUGUUUGAACACGACGUCGUCGCUUGGUUUUGAGUCCGCUACUCGACAAAGCUUACAGCUUUUUGAUCUAAUUAAUAUUCACAUUUCAAGCACAAGUUAUAAUGGAAUCUAAUAUAAUGGAAAACUGUACAAAUGAAUUUACCCCUAGAACUUAUCAAAUUGACUUAUAUGAAAUUGCUCUUCAACAAAAUACAAUUAUUUAUUUACCAACCGGUUGCGGGAAAACUUUUAUUGCUGUUAUGCUAAUUAGACAAUUAAGCAGCGCUAUACGGAGGCCAUACGCCGAAGGUGGAAAACACACUGUAUUUUUAGUCAAUAGUGUACCUUUGGUCACGCAACAAUCUAAUUACAUUGCAAGAACAACUGGAUUAACGUGCGGUGAAUACUAUGGCGAGAAGGGAGUUGAUUAUUGGAGCGAUAAAGAAUGGAAUACAGAGUUGGAAAAUCAUCAGGUUUUAAUAAUGACGUCUCAAAUUUUUUUGGAUGCGUUAUGUCACAGCUUUAUGUUUUUGAAUCGAGUAAACCUGUUGAUAUUAGAUGAGUGUCACAGCGCAGUGAACGAUCACCCCAUGCGGCAAAUUAUGCAAUUGUUCAAAGCUUGCGCCGUAGAAGAACAACCAAGAGUUUUGGGUCUGACAGCUACGUUGUUGAAUGCUAAUGUACACCUAAAUAAAGUGGAGUCAAUUAUUCGGAAUUUGGAAAUCACGCUCCAUGCAAAGAUAGCUACGGUAAAUUCUAUGUCGCAAGUUAAAAAUUGUUAUGCGCAGCCAAACGAAACGUUUGUUAAAUUCAAGAAAUUUACACUACCCGAUGUUGGAACACUUAUUUGGGAAACAAUCCAAGAGAUGACAGAAUUCUUAAAGUGUAUAGAGCUUGAGUCUUCUUCAAAGAAUCUUGAGUCGAGCGAGAUUUUCAGGUCAAAACCUGUAAGUGAAAAACUGGCUAACUUAUUAACCAGUGUUAUGGAUCAGUUUCUUGAAACAGGAGUAUACGGAGUGUACGAAUGUAUCUUACUUCAUAUGAUACAAUUAGAAAGUCUGAAGAAACAUAACGAAGAUGUGGAAACUAGCUAUGUUUAUGAAUAUCUCAUCUCAGAAUUCACAAAAUUUCGGAAAUUAUUAGAAGAAGAAAUGAAAGACACUUCAGUGGCAAACAGACUAAAGAUCUUUACGUCCAAUAAAGUUCAACAACUUUUUGCGAUAUUACUUGACUUUUAUGAAAGCAAGUUAGUUGAACAGAAAUUUUGUUGCAUUAUAUUUGUAAACAGACGUUUCACAGCAAAAGUGUUGUACCAUUUGCUAAAGAAUUUGUCCACACACGAGGAAAAAUUUAGAUUUUUGCAACCUGAUUAUGUGAUUGGCAUCUCGCUCGAUCCUUUCAAGAAUUCCAAGGAAAACUUAUGUAUGUCUAAAUGGAAUAAAGAAGUUUUAUGCAGAUUCAAUAAUGGCACCUCAAAUUGUUUAAUUGCAACAGAAGUUGUUGACGAGGGUAUCGACGUACCAUCUUGUACAUUGAUUAUUAGAUUCCAUUUGCCAAUGAAUAUUAGAGCUUACAUACAAAGCAAAGGUAGAGCACGAUACAAUACCAGUCAAUUUACAUUAUUAAUAGAACAGGAUGAUACCAAUUAUUUGAAACGAUUUAAAAAUUUUAAAAAGAUCGACUCGCAUUUGCAAGAGCUGUUAUUAGGUAAAACUCAAGGUCGCGAGGGACCAACAGAAAAUGAAAUAGAAGAUACGUUAUAUGCACGCGACGUAGAACCGUAUAUUGUUACGAACCGUGAUGGACAUAAAUGCGUUCUACACGGAGCAUCAGCGAUUAGUCUCAUAAACAUGUACUGUUCUAAAUUAAACACUUCUAAAUUUGUCUGUUUAACCCCUGUUUGGAGAUUGAUUGAAACUGAGAAAAUCGUGAACCAAGAACAAUGUAAAUCGUAUCAGGUUUCGCUUAAAUUACCGAUCGUAUCGCCUUACAAGAAUACGGUAGUUGGAGAUUUUCAGUCUACAGUUACUACUGCAAAGAGAUCUGCUGCUCUGAAGAUGUGUAUAGAAUUACAUAAAUUUGGUGAAUUAAAUGACAAUUUAUUACCACGGGAGGUUGAUUUUAUUCCAGAAAAUACAAAUUAUUUAUUCCCAAAUUGGGUGGAAGAGAACAAAACAGAGCUAGAAGUAAUCGGAACAAAGAAAAAGAAACGAUCUCAUGAGUUACAGUUUCCAUCGGCCCUAUAUGGUGCAUAUCCUUUGCCGUCUAAACCAGUCUAUCUUCAUUUACUUCAUGCUAGACCCACAUAUCCGGCACCACAUUAUGAUAAUCGAUAUCUGGUUUUUUAUAAUUUACUAUGCGACAAAGCAGGCUUUGGAAUACUUUCUUCAAAACAAAUGCCUUUGAUACCAUCUUUUCCAAUUUUUAUGAAUGUUGGAGAACUACAAGUUGACGUUAAAGUCAAUUAUGCGACCAUGAAUUUGUCUGCGACAGAAAUAAGUUCCAUAAAAGUCUUCCAUAGUUUGAUAUUCAGUCGGGUUGUCCCAAUUAUCAAGUCAUUUAUGAUAUUCGACAAUUACAAUCGUGACAAUUGCUUUUUAAUCGUGCCAGUGAAUGAAAAGUGGGAAAUAAAUUGGGAGGCCAUACAACAACAUCAACAGAUACAAAGUGUACCACCACCAGCUCCUUUUGAAUUUCAGCCUGACAAUUAUCAUGAGCUGUCGUUAGUCAUGCCGACCUAUAGAGCAGCCCAAGAAGUGUAUGUAGUUACACAGGUUUGCGAGGAUCUUACUCCGAAUUCGUGUUUUCCAACGGACAAUUUUUAUUCGUAUGUCCAUUAUUAUAAACGUAAACACGGGUUGACGAUAAAUAAUUUAAGUCAACCGAUGUUGGAGGCAAAAAUGAUAUCGAAACAAAUUAAUUGCAUAAAGCCUAGGACAAUGCAAUCUGAAUCAAAGUAUCGCAAGCGCAUGGAAACCAACGAUGUCUUGAAAGAGCACCUAGUCCCAGAAUUAUGCAAGAUAAUUAAAUUUCCAGCUUUAUAUUGGCUAAAAGCAACAAUGCUACCUUCUGUGUUACAUAGAAUCUCACAGCUUUUAAUUGCUGAAGACUUACGACGCGUUAUCGUCAACGAAGCUGGCUUCGAAUCGGUAGAUGACGUUAGUCAGUGGCCUCCGUUGGUAAUAAAAGAAGAAGAUAUAGAAGAUUUUCACGAUUCUGUAACAAAAAUUUCUAUCGAUGAAAGCAUUCAAAAUUCCUCGCAGCCAGAGCCUGUACUAGUAGCCAGCCCGGAAAUAGAUGUAUUGAAUACAGAUAUAUAUAACUAUCCGUGGACAGAAAAUCAAGAACCACCAGAUUUGUGCAGAAGGAUCGAAGACAUCCGAUUGAUUGAUAUCGAGCAUCAUUAUCAAUUUAUGCUUAGCGGUUGUGACAUAAAUUAUAACGAAAUGAGAAGUAAAAAAGUAAAGUUUAUGAAUAAUUCGUCGGUUCCGAUACGUGAAUUAAAGGUGUUAUCGAUCGAAAAUUCAGAGAGUCCCAACCCUGUGGAGAUCAUGCAUGCACUUACAAGUAAGAUUGGACGUGAUGCAUUCGACUUGGAACGAUUGGAAACUUUAGGAGAUUCAUACCUGAAAUUUGUUACAUCUUUAUUUCUGUAUGAUACGUUUCCAAAUUGUGGCGAAGGAACGCUAACGACUGUCAAGAGCAAAAUAAUUGGUAAUCGUAAUCUUUACUAUUGCGGGAAAAAGAAGAGCAUUCCUGGACGUAUGAAAGUAGACGAGUUUGUGCCAUUGAGUAAUUUCAUUGCUCCAACUUAUUCAGUAUUCAGGCAGCUUCAAGAAGUGUUACUAGAUGCGGAGGUAUCUCCAAAUGUUUUGUAUGAAAUCCAAGUCCCUGAAAAGGAACAAUUUAGUGGAUGUAUUAGCGAAUUUACCAAAAAUGCGAUAGAAACCAAGGUUUCAAAUUGGGAAUCGGCUGAAACGCAAACUGGUAUGGAGCAUUAUCUUGGAAUGCAAACACUUCCCGAUAAAACAGUAGCCGACUGUGUAGAAGCAUUAAUAGGUGUUUAUCUUGUAAACAUGGGUAUUAAAGCUGCAAUCAAGCUAUUGACAUGGUUUGAAAUCUUACCGAAGCAAGUAAUCAAUAUUGAUGCACUUUUGUUGAACGUCCACGAGAAUCAGAUUAUUUCUCAAGGAAAUAUAGAUUAUUUGAUGCCCUGGGCCUCUGAUAUAGAGGAAAGACUUGGUUACAAAUUUAAAAAUCGAGCUUUUCUAUUGCAGGCUUUUACGCAUUCCUCUUACAGUCCAAACACUACGAUCGAAUGUUACCAAAGACUUGAAUUUCUUGGUGAUGCUGUUAUCGAUUUCUUGAUUACAUCCUAUAUUUAUGAAUACUGCGGAAAUUUAAAUCCUGGCGCUUUAACAGAUUUAAGAUCCGCCCUUGUCAACAAUAUUACAUUUGCGUGUUUGUCCGUACGAUAUGGUUUGCACACCGCAUUAUUAGCUUAUGCGCCGCAAUUAAUCGUUUCCAUAGAUCGUUUUGUUAAAUUUCAAGAAGAAAGAAAUCACGUUGUAAACGACGAGCUUUUAUGGAUUUUACUGGAAGAAGAUGAAUGCAAAAUGGUCGAAUCUGUAGAUGUACCGAAAGUUUUAGGAGAUUUAUUUGAGUCUGCAAUUGGAGCGAUAUAUCUCGAUUGUAAGAAAAACCUAAAAAAAGUAUGGGAAAUACUUUAUUCUCUCAUGCACAAGGAGAUUGAUGAAUUUAGUAACAAUAUACCUAAACAACCGGUCCGUGUAUUAUAUGAAACUGAGGGUGCGAGACCGCAAUUUUUAUCUGCAGUUCCUAUUGUUGGUACAAGUUCUGUUAUGGUGCCAUUAAAAGUAAUUAUUGCUGGACAAUUUAAGCGUUUUCAUGGAUUUGGUAUAAACAAGAAAGAAGCCAAACGAGCUGCCGCGAAACUAGCUUUAAAAUAUUUGUUACGUACAAAAACCUAAGUAUGUGCCCACAAGCAUGUAUUUAUAAUAUAUUAAAUUAACAAUUUCCAAGAAAUUGUAUACUUAAAUAUUGUUAUGAACGUUAUAAAUUUCUACCAUGCUUAUUA